Molecule: messenger RNA, 5530 nt
Organism: Lucilia cuprina (Australian sheep blowfly)
Lineage: Eukaryota; Metazoa; Arthropoda; Insecta; Diptera; Calliphoridae
Product: receptor-type guanylate cyclase Gyc76C-like
Exons: 17
Coding region: 827-5311 (1494 amino acids)
Biological process (GO): intracellular signal transduction; cGMP biosynthetic process; protein phosphorylation
Molecular function (GO): guanylate cyclase activity; protein kinase activity; peptide receptor activity
Source: RefSeq, a predicted model, not a curated record
UACGAAUCGGUAGUGUGUGUUUUUGUUUUAUUUAGUGGCAUUCACUAAAUUUAGUGCCGUGUGUUGUUUGAAAGAAACAAAAAAGAUUAAUAUAACUAAAUAACGUUUAAAUUAAUGCAAUUUUACUAAAAUCAAAUAGAUUUCGGCUUUAUAAACAAACUAAAUUUAACGGAAUGCAAUACUAAAGAUUAAAAAUAAAUAGUGUUUAAUCAAUUAAUUUAACAAAAAAAAAGAAAAGUUACAAAAGAAAUAAGAAAAAAUUAAAAAAAAGAAUAUUGUUCUUUUUGUUCGUUCACCUACACUUGCAUACACGAUCCCGUAGAAUAUAGUAAAUAUAAUAAAAUAAAUACGACUAAAUAUAAGAGAUAAAGGGAGAACGACAGUGAGUGAGAGAGCUAGCGCGAGAGUCUCUGGCACAAAAGAGAGUGAUUUAAUGAAUAGUUUAAUAAAAACACGCGCAGUAAAAUAAGCAACGCGAGUUGACGGGAAAAAUUUAUAAAAAUUAUUAAUUAUUUGUUCGUAUUAUUUCAAGUGAUAAAAUCUAGAAAAACCAAUAAAAAAGUGAUAAUUUUUUUGAAAAAAAAAAAAAAAAAAAAUACAAAAAAAUAAAGAAAAUUGUAGUUGUUUUUAAAUAGAUUGUCCAUUAUCGCUUUAUACGUUCGUAUUUUUAUAAAAUAUUUAAUUUAUGGAUAAAUGAAAUCAGUUGUGAUAUAUUGGUUUUUUACAAAAUUAAAAACACGACAACCGCUUCAAUCAUCACAAUAACAUCAUUAAUAAACAUUGCUACUCAUAGGUGUCGCGCUGAUCGGCCCCGGCCUAAGGGGCCAUGACGCGGUGGCCCUUUAUCAUCUUACAAUUGCUCUCGGUGGCAGUAAUACUGGUUCCGGGUCUUAAUGUAGAGCGCGAUGAGAACAAUCGCACUAUUAUCAAUGUCGGCUAUCUAACCGCCUUAACGGGUGAGCUCAAAGAUAAGCAGGGUCUCGCUAUAUCCGGAGCUCUAACCAUGGCCUUGGAUGAGAUUAAUAGUGAUAACAACUUACUGCCCAAUGUCUCGUUAAAUCUACGCUGGAACGACACCAAAGGCGAUACCGUUUUAGCCACUAAAGCCAUAACGGAAAUGAUUUGUGACGGCAUUGCCAUGAUAUUUGGUCCUGAGGGUCACUGUUAUGUAGAAGCAAUUGUCACUCAGAGUCGUAACAUUCCAAUGAUAUCCUAUAAAUGUCCUGAAAACCGAGCCUCCGUCAUACCCACAUUUGCACGUACAGAACCACCGGAUACACAGGUAAUUAAGUCGGUCAUAUCGUUAUUGCGUUAUUAUGGCUGGAAAAAGUUUUCCAUAUUGCAUGAGGAAAGUUGGAGCAUGGUAGCCGAUUUGCUGAAACAAGAGGCCCAAAAAAAGAACAUGACCAUUAAUCACAAGGAAUCAUUUAUUGAUAAUAUGGCCAAAUGUUGUGAGGAAAUGUUGGCCUGUUGUCGUACGGGUUUCUGGUAUCAGAUUGUACAAAACACCAUGAAUCGUACACGCAUCUAUGUUUUCUUGGGAAGUGCUAAUGCUUUAGUGGAAUUUAUGGCCUCUAUGGACACAGCAAAUCUUUUUUCCAAAGGUGAAUACAUGGUGAUAUUUGUUGAUAUGAUGACCUACACGCCAAAAGAAGCCGAAAAAUAUUUGCGUAAACCGGAACACAUCGAGCAUAUGAAAAGUUGUGGCGAAACCGAUAAUCUAAUACAACGUGCCAGAAGUCUUCUAGUGGUUGCCUCCACCCCACCCACAGAUAGCUAUGAGGACUUCACCGCCAAAGUGAGAGAGUACAAUUUAAUGGAACCGUUUAAUUUCACAUUGCCAAACAUAUUUUUAAACAAUAAUUUUAUUAAGUUUGUUUCUAUAUAUGCCGCCUACCUCUAUGAUUCUGCCAAAUUGUAUGCCUGGGCUUUGGAUGAACUAUUGCGUAAUGCUUCAAAAACGCAAACUUUAACGGAUGAAGAAGUUUAUAAUAUAGCAAGAGAUGGUAGUAAAAUAAUUGAAACUAUUAUCAAAAAUGGAACCUAUAAGAGUGUUACUGGCGCCACCAUUAAAAUCGAUAAUAAUGGUGAUUCCGAGGGCAAUUUCUCUGUCUUAGCCUAUAAACCGUUUAAGUAUUCAUAUCGUGAGAAUCUUUCAUGUAAUUUUCAUAUGGUACCUGUGGCACAUUUUCAACAAGGAUCUGAUAUUCCAGAAUACAAACUCAUCAAUGGUUCUAUGCGUGUGGAUUGGCCUUCGGGUGGUGAUCGCCCGUUUGAUGAACCCAUGUGUGGUUUUGCCAAUGAAUUGUGUAAAAAGGAUGAUCGUCAUAUUACCUCUUUGGUGGCAGCUGGCAUUUUAGGUUUACUGCUCUUUUGUGCCGGUGUUGUAACUAUGAGUAUCUAUCGUAAAUGGAAGAUCGAAUUGGAAAUUGAAGGUCUUUUGUGGAAAAUUGAUAUAUCCGAAAUAAAGGGUUAUUCGGGCAAUGACAUUGUCUCAUCGCCCAGUAAGCUAAGUUUGGUUAGUGCCCAAUCAUUUGGCUCCCGCUGCUCAAAUCAAGUGUUUACAUCUACGGCACGUUUGCGCGGCGCUGUGGUACGUAUAAAAGAGCUGAAAUUUCCACGCAAAAAGGAUAUGUCAAGGGAAAUUAUGAAGGAAAUGCGUUUGUUGCGUGAAUUAAGACACGACAAUGUAAACAGUUUCACUGGAGCCUGUGUGGAGCCCAUGCGUAUAUUACUAGUCACUGAUUAUUGUGCCAAGGGCAGUUUGUAUGACAUCAUCGAGAAUGAAGAUAUCAAAUUGGAUGAUCUGUUUAUAGCUUCUCUCAUACAUGAUCUCAUUAAGGGUAUGAUUUAUUUACAUGAUUCGUCUUUGGUUUAUCAUGGUAAUCUCAAGUCUUCAAAUUGUGUGGUCACUUCAAGAUGGAUGCUACAGGUGACAGACUUUGGUUUGCAUGAUCUAAGACACUGUGCGGAAAGCGAGUCUAUAGGCGAACAUCAGCACUAUAGAAAUCAAUUUUGGAAAGCUCCCGAAAUUCUAAGAAAUCCUCAUGUAUAUGGCUCACAAAAGGGAGAUGUUUAUGCUUUUGCCAUAAUAAUGUAUGAAAUAUUUAGUCGUAAGGGUCCCUUUGGUCAAACACUUUUUGAGCCCAAGGAAAUUGUGGAUUUGGUUAAGAAGAAACCCAUCAAGGGCGAUGUGCCUUUUCGUCCAGAAUUGGAGUGCAUUAUAGAGGGUGAGCUGUGUCCUGAUUAUGUUUUAAGUUGUAUAACAGAUUGCUGGCAUGAAGAUCCAGAUGUGAGACCUGAUUUUCCCACCAUAAGAACCCGCCUGAAGAAAAUGCGUGGUGGUAAAACGAAAAACAUCAUGGAUCAAAUGAUGGAAAUGAUGGAGAAAUAUGCCAACAACUUGGAGGAUAUUGUUACCGAACGUACGCGUUUGUUGUGUGAAGAAAAGCGUAAAACUGAAGAUCUUUUGCAUCGUAUGUUGCCACAAUCUGUUGCCGAAAAGUUAACUAUGGGCUUGGGUGUGGAGCCUGUAUCCUAUGAUUUGGUCACCAUCUAUUUCAGCGACAUUGUUGGCUUUACAGCCAUGUCAGCCGAGAGCACUCCUCUGCAGGUGGUAAACUUUCUAAAUGAUCUCUAUACGGUAUUCGAUCGUAUCAUACGUGGCUACGAUGUGUAUAAAGUGGAAACAAUUGGUGAUGCCUACAUGGUGGUAUCAGGUUUGCCCAUUAAAAAUGGCGAUCGACAUGCUGGCGAAAUUGCUUCCAUGUCCUUGGAACUUUUACAGGCUGUGAAACAACAUAGAAUUGCCCAUCGACCAAAUGAGGUCUUAAAACUUCGUAUUGGCAUGCAUACGGGUCCGGUGGUGGCUGGUGUAGUGGGACUAACAAUGCCUCGCUACUGUCUUUUUGGUGACACGGUUAACACGGCCUCUCGUAUGGAGUCAAAUGGAGAGGCUUUAAAAAUACACAUAUCUAGUAAGUGUAAAGAUGCCUUAGAUAAGUUGGAAGGUGCCGACGUAGAGUCCAAUUAUAGUCUUCAGGGUUCAACAUAUCAGAUGGCGAGGGAAUCGCCGCGCUUAUCUACAAAACGCUACGAACGUCCAACAGCCAAUGGAGUGGGGAAUUUCCAAGGCAAUAGCAUACCAGAAUACAUGGGUGGCUACGGUGGCAGUGGAGCUACCGGCAGUGGAGUUUUAAAUGGUAGUAGUGGUGGUGGUGUUAACUCCGAUAAUAUAGCGGAGGCUUCACUGGCAUCGCACAGCACUCUGGAGCAUUCCGAAAUAAACUGUGAUAAUAACGGCGUGGGUGUAAAUGGCGGCAUUGGAUCGGCCUUUAGCUCAUCGCGCCUAUCUAGUCCCUCGCAGAAACCUUUGGCCAUGGUGCGCCCGCAUCGAAUUGUCAAUUCUCUCAACUCUACUCAGGAUAUGUAUGGAAGUGGUAUUAUUUUAGGAAGUACUGUGAUUGCUCACCAUAAUUUACGUGAAGCUAUAUCCCUUGAUCCCAUACCAUUUCAACUGCGCAAACGGCACGAGCCAAAGAUACUGCCGCCCUCAAAGUUGAGCAAAAAUAACUCGAGAUCUUUGGACACUGGAGUCUCAUUGAUAAACGAUAAUCCAAACGGUGAAACGGACGAAGACUUGGCUCAGGAUCAGAGAUACCAUGAAGCUACAAAUGAAACGAACAAUGUACCUGCUUUAGAGGAAUACGAGGGCGAUGAAGUGGGCUUACUGAUGUUAAGAGACAAUGGUGAUGUAAAUGCGCGGAGUUCAGCCACAAUUGUACCGGCUGGCUCCUCCCUGCUCAACAGGCGACGCAGUGGUGGUGGUUACUCCAUAGGUGGGGUUAGUGCUGGCACAGGAGUGUCCAUGCUGCCCUACAAGCACCUCAAUAACAAUUGUAAUGGCGGCAUGACCAUUGAAGAAGACGUGCAAUCACCUCUACUGCAAAGACAAGCUUCUCUGACGACACCCACCAGCAUGGAGAAAGCCAAACGAUGGCACUCCUUAGAGAAUAUAGAACAUCAUGCAGGCAACAGUGUUAGCUAUGCCGAAGACAUUGAUGGCCGCCAAGCCAGCAGCAGUUCCAACAAAUCGCAUGGCAAAAAAUCUUCUCGCAAUAACACUACCGGCGGCGAUUCGGGCAAUUCAUCGUCAAUUUUAGAUCGUUUAGUAAGUAUUUUCCAUGGGAAUGGAAAAAAGUCCAGUGAAGCUUCCCUCAGAAGAGUGGGUAUACUACCAAGUGCCGUUAGAGGGGUGCCCGGUUUUAGUGACAUUAGCGGUUCUUCAAGAGACCGAGAGAGCAUAGUUUAGUUAAAGGAAACAAAAUUCAUAAUACGUAUUGUAAGAGUAUGUUUGUUUUUAAUUUAAGAAAAGAAACAUUUUUCGUUUUGUAGAAUUGUGUCUAGUCACAGUCUCUAGACUAGUUUAUUAUUUUUAUUAAUAUAAUUAUUUAUAUGCUAAUUUUUUCUCCUCCUCCUCCUCAUCAAAAAAAAAAAGUAUCCCACACUUCUUGCAAAAAAGAAACUGAUU